Messenger RNA from Lycium ferocissimum, 3401 nucleotides. RefSeq lists its product as uncharacterized. Gene Ontology annotation, cellular component: cytoplasm. The transcript is spliced from 13 exons. Lineage: Eukaryota; Viridiplantae; Streptophyta; Magnoliopsida; Solanales; Solanaceae. Gene Ontology annotation, molecular function: exopolyphosphatase activity. The record is from RefSeq and is a predicted model, not a curated record. Bases 523 to 2400 code for a protein of 625 amino acids.
AGAGAAAAUUACACUGUAUGUUAAUUGGAGAACAAUGCUACCAACAUUGACCCAUUUUUUUAAUUCUUAUAAAAAAUGACCCAAACUUCUCUCUCUCUUCUUAUAUGUUUGUAUAUGUUGGUAUAAGUGUCUGUAUAUGUGUGUAUAUGUUUGUAUAUUUUGGGCUAUUUUUUGUAAUGUAAGUCUUGAACUAUUUUUUUGUAAUGUAAGUGACCAACUUGUAUAUUUAUGAAAUUUUAUCUUUUAAAUAACCCAGUAAAGGAGGGGUAAAUUUGGUCUUUUCCCUAAAAUAUUUUAUGGAGGGAGUUAUUAUUUGUUUUGUCUUGGCUCAACUAUCUUGUAUGCUCAUACAAGAGCUACUGCAAUGGCGGAUUCCACAAGAAGCUACUUUGGAAUUAUUUUCUGUUUUUUGUACUCUUUACCGUCUCAUUCUUUUGUCCAAAUCUUUAUGUUUCCUUUCACUCUAUCUAUUUUAUCUUUCAAAAGACUUCUUUUCUUUCUCAGUACAUCCUCUGUUCUCCAAUGGCCGAACUUCACAAGGAAAAAUAUGUACGUGCCAGAGAUGACCCUUUUUUCGAUGGAAUGCGAAGAGGUGAGACUGCAGUCAUCAACAAAGGAAGUGGUUUAGAUAUCCUUAGAAAAGUCACAACGAGGUCGGCCUCUGAUGUUGGUAACCGAGGACAGAAAAAGAUUAGUGCAAAAUUAUCUGAAAAUGAUGUUUAUAAUGAUAAACAUUCUCCUUAUUCAGCUUCAAAAAGUAUUUGUGAACCUCUUGGUCGGUCAUUAUCCUUGUUGAAUUCCUCCCCUGCGGGAAGUCCUUGGUCUGGUUUGAAGGUUGAUUUGCAUGAUGUAUAUGAGUCAGUGGCUUUGCCUGCCUAUGAAAGAUCUUAUAGUGUGAUCAAGAAAAGUAGAACUAUCUCCGACAUUCCACUUCCUCCAUCUGCAGCAUUGUUCUACUGUGGAAAUUCACUGCAGAUGGAAGUCCUAAUUGGAUCAUGUCAAGGAAUUCACAGGCUGAAUAUGUUUCUAAAGGCAAGAAGAGAUGAUGUCAGUGCAGGAGUACCAUCAAGAUUCUUGCAUGCAGUGAUUGGGCCGGACUGCUGCGAUGUUGGAUCUGUUGCUUCAACCAUAAUGUAUGCUUUUUACUUGCAUGAAGCAUUAAAUGAUGACCAGUUAUGCACCGUGCCUGUCAUCAACAUGAAGAGGUCGAAUGUUCAUUCUCAUGCUGAGUUCAGAUGGCUGCUAGAUUCUUGCUUUGUUGAUCAAUCUUCCUUAAUUUUCGUUGAUGAGAUUGACCUGUCCUACUAUGAUUUAUAUGGGAGUCUUAAACUAGUUUUAGUCAAUUGUGGCAAGCUUCCAGCUAAUCAGGAGGCAUUAAAGGAUGCAGUGGUUGAAAUCUUCAAUUGCAGAGAGGAAGAUACACCUUAUUCUUCAGUUGCUGCUGUCACUGUUGGGAAGGAGGCAUCAUGCUGCACACUUAUUGCUGACAAAUUUGCACGUACUUCACCAGAGAUACUGGCCGGUCAAGGGUUUGGUCGACUUCUGCUGGCAGGUAUACUCGUGGAUACUGGAAAUUUGACAAAUCCACAAACUACAACAAAGGAUAAGUACAUGACCACCUUGUUGAUAAACGGGGCAGGUCGAUUUGGAUGUAAUGGUCUUUAUGAAAUUUUGAGGUACAAAAUGCAUGAUGCAGCUGACCCGAGAGCAGGAGAAGUUUUUCGGAAAGAUAUUAAGAAAUUGUCAAAAUCGGAUGCAGCUGACCCCAGGAUAGGAGAAGUUUUACAAAAAGAUAUUAAGAAAUUGUCAAAAUCAGAAGUUGACCACCGAGCAGGAGAAGUUUUAGAAAAAGAUACCAAAAAAUUGCCAAAGUCGGAUGCAGCUGAGCCUGGGGCAGGAGAAGUUUUACGAAAAGAUAAUACAAAUUUGUCAAAAUUGGAUGCAGCUGACCCCAGAGCAGGAGAAGUUUUACAGAAAGAUAUUAAAAGAUGGUCAAAAUCGGCAGAGAAACCUGAUGGUACAGGAUCAAGAAUGGGGACUUCAAAUAUUGGAAUGAGUUCAGUCGGAAUACCUAUAAGAGAGCUCUUAUCACAUCAGUCUACUUCAGCUGAAAACAUAAGAAGUUUCCAGCAACUAGAGAAACUUAGCAUCUUGUUGAUCGUUUCAGGGUAUUAUGAUGCAGUGAAGAGCUUCAAGAGGGAGAUUCUAGUCUCAGCUGAAACUUCUGAGCUUAUGAAAAGCCUGCUCCAUUUUAUCUACUCCUAUGCAAAUGUGCUUCCACUCAAAGCUUUGCGUCAAUCAGGUCUAGCUGCUGAGAUGAGGGUGUUCGAGAUUGAAAAAAUUAUAUCAAGGAAGACGAUUGAGAAACUUCUGGAAGAAUUCAACGAGAUAAGGAGAUAAAACAAAGUUUACAGGCCAUUCCGCAUUUGUUUAUGUAUUAAGAGUAUGUAUACCAUCAGAGGCGGAUUCAGGAUUUGAAGCUUGUGGGUUCUCAGCUAGCAGUGUUAUACAUUGUUAGUGGGUUUUCAGCUCAAAUUUCUUAUAUAUUUAAAGGGUUUCACAUUAUAAAUACAAGGUUUGGAUAAAAGUGGCGGGUUCCGGGGAACCCACACCCAAUGGUGUGGAUCCGCCCUUGUAUACCAUCUCAUGUUCCAGUAAGAGUCAACAGUAUACAUGUGUUACUUUUGUAGUUGCAAAGAACCUCUAUAUCUGCUAGUUUCUAUAGGAUGUGCAGUGCUUUUCCAAACAUAGUAUGUUUGCAGUAGUCUCCGUGCCACAUUUAUGGCGAUAAUUAUUUUAUUUUUUUAAUGCUCGCAUCAAACAUGUUGAAAAGGGUUCUAAUUUCUUCUUUUCAAAGCUACUACUCUAGUGAUGUUAUUGUUCAUGAUUCCUCCACAUACCAUCAGUUAAUUAGCAGAUGUCAGGGUUGUAUCUUGCUCAACUUCACUCUCUCAUUGCCAAUAAUCCUACAGUUUCACCAUAUUUGAUACCAAGAGAGAGUGUAGGGGUUUUCAAUGUAUUGUCACUAUAAGUCGUGACUAUAUUUUCUUUUGUUGUACAUGUAUAUGAUUUUGGUUAUCAACCAGUGCUUUUUUCUUCUCUUGAGAAAGAAUCUCAUGCAUGCUAGUUUUGACUAUUCUUUUGGUUUUUCAAAUUACCGACUAUUCUUCAUUCUCUCAUAGAAAAUUAUCUUAUUCUUCAUCAGCAGAUAACAUGCGAAACAGACCUUUAGUAUGUUCCUGAGAAUAACUCCCUGGCAACCACCUCAAACAAAAUGAAUGCAUCCAUUCCUCUUGCUAUUUCAAAACUAAACUUUAGUAUAUAUAUGAAUAUUAUGGUCUAUUUCCUUCACCCUCUUUUACAUGAAACUGUAUCCAUUGAAAAGCUCUUUUUUUUUUUCU